Messenger RNA from Venturia canescens, 1205 nucleotides. RefSeq lists its product as uncharacterized. The record is from RefSeq and is a predicted model, not a curated record. The transcript has a single exon. Lineage: Eukaryota; Metazoa; Arthropoda; Insecta; Hymenoptera; Ichneumonidae. Bases 1 to 372 code for a protein of 123 amino acids.
AUGCUUUGCUUUUACAGAAAGCGAGGGCGAAAUGCGGACGAGGAAAUCAGUGAAUUUGCACCGUUAAGCAAAAGAAUAAACAAUUUGCAUAUAAAUGGUUUAUCAGGGCUACGAGAAGCUCCAUCAAAUCCUGAGAACAUAGAUGCCGAAUGGCGGAAUCGAAACUUCAUGCCAUCGCCAAAUCAUUCGGAGCCGUCGCAGAGUUCCUCAUCGUGUGACGGAUGUGCUUCUGGUAGCAGCACGUUCAGUGCAGAGUACAGGCCAGACCUGGAUGCUAAUGACAAUCCUUUCUACUAUGAAAACAACAAGCUCCUGUAUUCUCUAUAUGUCGAGAGAAUGCAACGACAUCCAAAUUUUAGUGAACUACAAUAAUCGUGUUUUUGAGAAUAUUUCCUGCAAGCCUUAUUAUCGUUCCUGAGCAUUUAUUCCGCUCCAGAAGCAAGCGUGUUCCAUUAUGCGGUUGAGAAAUUUCUGUAUGCCAUAUAUUCUUGAUAUUUUUUCUCAAUGUCAUACUCGCGGUGCUCCUCUCCCUUUUUUCAUCGGAAAAUCUUAUAUUUAAGGCUCAAUCGUCUUCAUAUUAUUUUGUACAUAACAAAGUUCGAUCAUAAUCUGCCGAGACAAUUUCUUAGUGGUCUCUGAAGAUCAAUAAAUUGAAAUUGUUAUUAUUAUUAUUUAUAGAACUGAAUAAUUCGAUCUGGAUAUAUUAGAGGCCAAGUUCACGUCUGAAAACAUCGUAAUAUUUCCCAUUCUCUUUUCAUGGAUGAGCAAAUGAAUAGUAUAUUUAGCUAUUAUUAUUAUAAUUAUUUUUAUUAAGAUGAAUUAUAAAUAUUUUUCCAUUAAUUAUUGAUAGGACCUGCUAUGGGGACUAUGAAGAGCUGUCCAAUAGGUAAACGUUUUUGUCUCGAUAUGAUGUCACGCGAAUAAAAUGAAAACGAAGUAUUGAUUACGCAAUGAUCUCUUUAUUGAAAUUGUUUUAUACACUUUUUAAUAAUGGCUCACGUUAUUACAGUGAACGACUUCCUUCGUAUCGUCGAUUUUUUUCUUUUUGCAAUAUGCAUGUGUUCAUAGGAAUCUGCAUAAUUUAUCAUAUUUCUUUGUGAUAAAAGUAACCACCUAUUCAGAGGUGGUAAAAAAGAAACGAAAAGACAAUCGUACUGAAAAUCUAUCCGAAAUGUACAAAGAUUGAAUAAACAUGGUAAGCAAGA